Molecule: messenger RNA, 5243 nt
Organism: Nyctereutes procyonoides (raccoon dog)
Lineage: Eukaryota; Metazoa; Chordata; Mammalia; Carnivora; Canidae
Gene: PDLIM5
Product: PDZ and LIM domain 5
Exons: 15
Coding region: 306-2129 (607 amino acids)
Biological process (GO): actin cytoskeleton organization; heart development; muscle structure development
Cellular component (GO): adherens junction; stress fiber; filamentous actin
Molecular function (GO): muscle alpha-actinin binding; actin binding
Source: RefSeq, a predicted model, not a curated record
GCUCACCGCGAAAGGCGGGUUAUUUCUGUUUGUUUGCUUUCUCGCUCCUGAGACGUGUUUAUUUCCCCUCAGAUAUUAGAAAUUGUGUACUUGUUUGGGCAAACUGCCGUGCGACCUGAAAGAAAGCUUUUUAAAAAAAAAAAAUCUGUGGUAAUCUCCAGAUUUGUUAAUACUGAGGACUUGUUGGGACUUCUGUUGAGGCUGUGCCUUCGGUGCGUUUGGUGACAGAAGUGGAAAAGGAAGGGCGUCUGGACCGGGCAGAGGUUCUUUCAUUUUUUGGAAUUGGACUUUGAGCUGGUAGAGCCAUGAGCAACUACAGUGUGUCCUUGGUUGGCCCAGCUCCUUGGGGUUUCCGGCUGCAAGGUGGCAAGGAUUUCAACAUGCCUCUGACAAUCUCUAGUCUGAAAGAUGGCGGCAAAGCAUCCCAGGCAAAUGUAAGAAUAGGCGAUGUGGUUCUCAGCAUUGAUGGAAUAAGUGCACAUGGAAUGACUCAUCUUGAAGCCCAGAACAAGAUUAAGGGUUGUACAGGCUCUUUGAAUAUGACUCUACAAAGGGCAUCUGCCACACCCAAGCCUGAGCCAGUUCCUGUUCAAAAGGGAGAACCUAAAGAAGUAGUUAAACCUGUGCCCAUUACAUCUCCUGCUGUGUCCAAAGUCACAUCCACAUCCAACAUGGCCUACAAUAAGGCACCACGACCCUUUGGUUCUGUGUCUUCACCAAAAGUUACAUCUAUCCCAUCACCAUCGUCUGCCUUCACCCCAGCCCAUGCGACCAUUUCAUCACAUGCUUCCCCUCCACCUGUGGCUGCUGUCACUCCUCCCUCAUUUGCUGCAUCUGGACUGCAUGCUAAUGCCAAUCUUAAUGCUGACCAGCAUUCAUCUGCACUGAGCGCUGGUAAACCUGCAGUUAAUGUCCCACGGCAGCCCGCAGUCACCAGCGUGUGUUCCGAGACUGCUCAGGAGCUAGCAGAGGGGCAGAGAAGAGGAUCCCAGGGUGACAGUAAACAGCAAAAUGGUAACCCUGGCACCGUGAAAACCCCACCCAAACGCCCACCGAGAAAACACAUUGUGGAGCGCAAUACAGAGUUUUAUCACAUACCAACUCAUAGUGAUGCCAGCAAGAAGAGACUGAUGGAGGACACUGAAGAUUGGCGUCCAAGGACUGGAACGACUCAGUCUCGCUCUUUCCGGAUCCUUGCCCAGAUCACUGGGACUGAACAUCUGAAAGAAUCGGACACUGAAAAUACUAAGAAGGCAAACCACACCCAGGAGACUUCUCAGCAGUUGGCGCCAUCAGUAGCUUCAGCACGGAGCAUGCCUGAGAGGCGGGAGAACCCAGCCACCACCAGACCAGGGGUGGCUGGUCUCACAACUGCUGCCGCCUUCAAGUCCCCAGGAUCUCCCAACGUUAUCAAGUCACCAAGCUGGCAACAGCCAAAUCAAGCAGUGCUUUCCCCUGGAAGAAUCUCAAACAGUGCACCUUCAUCAGGAGCAGUAACACCAGCCAACUCAGCUGGGGGACAGCCCCAGCCAGGUGACCAGGAUACAUUAGUGCAAAGAGCUGAGCACAUUCCAGCAGGGAAACGAACUCCAAUGUGUGCCCAUUGUAACCAGGUCAUCAGGGGACCAUUCCUAGUGGCACUGGGGAAAUCUUGGCAUCCAGAAGAAUUUAACUGUUCUCACUGCAAAAAUACAAUGGCCUACAUUGGAUUUGUAGAGGAAAAGGGAGCCCUGUAUUGUGAGCUGUGCUAUGAGAAAUUCUUUGCUCCUGAAUGUGGUCGAUGCCAAAGGAAGAUCCUUGGAGAAGUCAUCAAUGCUUUGAAACAAACUUGGCACGUUUCCUGUUUUGUGUGUGUGGCCUGUGGAAAACCCAUUCGUAAUAAUGUUUUUCAUUUGGAGGAUGGUGAACCAUACUGUGAGACUGAUUAUUAUGCCCUUUUUGGUACCAUAUGCCAUGGAUGUGAAUUUCCCAUAGAAGCUGGCGACAUGUUCCUGGAAGCUCUGGGCUAUACCUGGCAUGACACUUGCUUUGUAUGCUCAGUAUGUUGUGAAAGUUUGGAAGGUCAGACAUUUUUCUCCAAGAAGGACAAGCCACUUUGCAAGAAACAUGCUCAUUCUGUGAAUUUUUGAAAGUCAAUAGUUCAGGGGAGGAGAAGAAAUUUGAAGAGAAAGAGGAGAAUUAGAAUUACCAAUUAAUUUUUAGAUUUAAUAUUUAUAGGAAUUUUGAAAAAUAAUAGUGGCCCUGAAGGGAUAUAUUCCAGCUUUAAAAACCAAGUCAAUGAGGAAAUAUUUGGCUUCAUAAAGUAAAGAGACAGUUUGGCAUUUAUGAUUACUUUUUUCCUGUAUUUUCUGCUCAUAAAAUAACUUUUAUAAAAACCAAUUUCCUGGUUGACUAUUAAAUUCAUCAUAGAAUAAAUUAGUGAAGAAUUAAAUUUUAGAAUAAAAGCCUCUAACAUCUAUGCUGAAUUAAUUAUACUUUCUUUCCUUGUUAGGUAGUUCUGAGUAAAUCUGUCAAAGACAAUGAAAAUUGCCCCUACACUCUAUCAAUGAAUAAAAUGUAUUUUUAAUAGUACUUAUCUUUAAAAUAGGAAGUAGUUUAAACAGAAUUUUAUCAGUAGUAGGCGUCUGUUUUUAAAAAACUGUAUGUACUUUUUUUGUCUUACACCUGACCAUUCCAGUUGGAAAGACCAAUGAGAUUUUCCAUCAAAAUGUGCCAUGCCAAAAAAAGAUGUUAUAUAUUUCUCUCAUUCGCCCCACCAAAAAGCCACCACAUAGCUUAUGUUUCAGAUUUUUGCCUUUUAUUACAAUAUGACCGUUUCUAUUCAUUGUAUAUGUUGUAUCACCUGUAUUAGUCAAACUCCCAUUUUUUUCCCCUUCCCUCAUACUUAAGAGAGUAAGUAGAAAAGAAGGUAUUUGAGAAUCAGAGUAAAUCAGAGGACUGUAUCCAAAAUUUUUAAAAAUUUCCCCCCUUUUCAGACCCUGAAGCCAUUAGAUCAGUUUCAAAUUUGUACUAUUGACUGAUAAAGGCUGAGAACUCUCCUUGCAGAAUAAUUUUUUCCUUAAUUCUACAUUAGAAAAGUAAAGCUUGGGGAUAUGAUAAAAUCUAAGGGUUUUUUUCCUUAUAGUAAUUCUCUCUGAAUAAUAAAUGAACCACUUCCAAAUGUGAUCACAAAGCUUAGAAAGCUUUUAUUCCCAGAGGUUGGUAGUAUAGGAGGGGAACGUGGUCAGUUACUCAGACUGGCUCGUUAUUUCUUUAUUUGGAGAAAAAUUCUAUAGAUAAUACAUGAAGGCAGAGCAAAAAUUGAGGUGAAAUUAUGAAUCCUAUUCAUAUUUACCCAGUGAGAAAACAGAUUAUGACGUUAGAUAGUUUUUCUCUAUUUCCAAAACGGACAGAAGCCCAUUAUACCACUAAGGUAAAAUAUCAGUUCGUCUGGGGCAAGGUGCUUUUAAAGUUGAGACAGAACUCCAAGUCCUUCCUGCCCCGUAGCUCACUAACGACUUCAUUUCCAUUGUGUGCAUGUUUGUUAUAGAGGGAGGCUUUAGGCUCUAAUAUUUGUUUAACCUCCCUAAGAACUUUUCAAGGCAUCUGUCCUGAAAGCUGUUAAUUUAUAGUCUAGGAGAUUUAUAUUAUAUGCAGAUAAUAAUUUAACUGGGAAUAAAAGCAUGAGAAGGGUGACAUGAAGGGGCUUCACCAGUAGCAACUCCAAACUACCUCCUCACCCUGCAUUUGUAGGGAGGCAGGAAGUUUUAUUUUUGAAAUAAAGUGCUGGAACUGAAUUGUACAUUAUUUCUCAUUGCUGCUGAAACCACCUGUAGAGUUCAUGCUGGCUGAUGUGCAUUGUCACAUAUCUUAGUGUCGGUCUCCUGCUUUACACAGUAUAAAGUAAAUUGGUGGUUUUGUUUGGAUGUAAUAGAGAUUUUUUUUGGUUGUUUAGUUUUACCUUUAUAGAUUCUAUGCCAAGAUAGUAUUUGAAAAGUCAGUUGCAUUUGGGUAUUUCCUUUCAAGAAUUUUAUUUGACCUGGAUUUCUUAUUAAGUUAACUUACAUUAAGUAAGGAUAUCAUUUUUAUUAGACUUUUCUUUGUGUACAUUAUUCAUGGAGCAUAAUGUUGCAUUCCUCUAAAUUUUAUCCCUAAAAAGAUAACAUUGCUUCCUAAUUUAUCAUUUUGUCUUUGUGCUUUGUCCUUCUUUGUGGCAAAGCUUUAUAUCUGUUGCUAAAACAGUUAAUCCUAUGAAGUAAAUAUUGAUUAUAACCCAGAAGAAUCUCUGUAUUUUCCAGUAGGGAAUGCCAUAUUUAAUGCACCAGCAUUUAAUAACAAGCAGAGCACUUUAUUCUUCUGGUGAGCUCCCUGAAUAUUUAUUUUUCUGAUUAUAAAUAUUCCAUAUCAGUAGCAUUUUUUUAAUUGUUACCUCUUUACUGUAGAGCAUUUACUUUUAGUUUUUCUUGAUGUAUAUUUUGGAAUGCUGUACUUAGUAUAAGACAGAUUUAAAUUACAGUAUAUGACUCUUAAACAUCCCUUACUUGUAUUUCCCAGAUUCAGAAUACUAAUGAUAGAUUCCAGUUUAUAACAUUUUUCUAGAGUUACAAAGGCUAAAUGUUGCCUGCUAGAAAGGCAGCCUAGAGAGGUCCCUGCUGCUUAUGUUUAUAGUAGCGUACAUACUUCUUGUUGAUUCAGGUUACAUUUAGAGUCUAAAACUAAAGCCUAGUCAUUUGGUCACAGUAUUAAGACAAAUGGAAAUAAGAAUUUAAAUCUUCAAAAUAUUAGUGUAGCCUAUGAUUAAAAAUUAUCUACAACAAAAAUGUUUUCAUGGUGCCAUUUUCAAGGGGUAGUAUAAUAGGACCACUUCUAUAGAAAAUAAUUCCUUCCUCUGUCUUGUUAGUGCGAAUCUAGUGUUAUAUUAACAUUUUUGUGAUGUUUAGAGCUUUUUAAAUAAUCUCUAUUGAAAAAAAGAGGCUUUUCAAACAGAAGGGAAGGGAAAACUGAAUAAUUUCACACAAAUCUAGUGCAGCUUCAGUUUGUCAUCCUUUUCCUCCAGAUGUUUUAAGGUAUUGGGUUUGGAUUCUCAGAGUAUCAUUUGCCUUAUCUGUUCAUCUCUAUUUUCUGUUUCUUCACAUUAUUACGUUUGUAUACAUCUGUACUGUUUUGCUUUUGGAUACAUUUUCUAAUUAAAAACCAUGUGAGAAAUGUAAUCAGUAUAGUAAUACCUUAAUGUGCACAUAAUAAAUAAAUGGCUGCAGUGAUAC